Anopheles cruzii is the source of this 522-nucleotide messenger RNA. RefSeq names its product protein quiver (gene qvr). Gene Ontology annotation, biological process: regulation of synaptic transmission, cholinergic; positive regulation of voltage-gated potassium channel activity; sleep. The transcript is spliced from 5 exons. The coding region runs from base 1 to 522 and encodes 173 amino acids. The record is from RefSeq and is a predicted model, not a curated record. NCBI's taxonomy places the organism in Eukaryota, Metazoa, Arthropoda, Insecta, Diptera, Culicidae.
AUGGAACGAAAGCAGUGGCUUAUAGUCUCUCUAGUUUUACUCAUUUCGUGCGCUUAUUUUGGUUCGGCAGACAAUUGUUUUCCAUCGUUAGUGGGAGUGUUUUGGUUUUGGAUCCCACAGGUUUCCGCCGAGUGCCAAACACGCUCAAUCUACUGCUACGAAUGUGAUAGCUGGACGGAUGCUCGAUGCAAGGACCCCUUCAAUUACACCGCGCUGCCCCGAGAUCAACCGCCCCUAAUGACCUGCAAUGGGUGUUGCGUCAAAAUGGUGCGCCACUCGAGAACACCGUACGAGGUCGUGAGGCGAAUGUGCACGUCACAGUUACAGAUUAAUCUGUUCAUGGUAGAUCAUGUGUGUAUGAUGGAAAGUUCUGGCAAUGGCCAUAUGUGUUUCUGUGAGGAAGAUAUGUGUAACUCCAGCCCAAGCUUGCUCACCGCGAACCACCGGUUCACUAUGCACGCGUGCGUCGGCAGUGCGCUCGCCGUUUAUUUGUUACAAGUAGUGCAGAGGGUCUUUCGGUAA